Trichoderma virens Gv29-8 is the source of this 804-nucleotide messenger RNA. RefSeq lists its product as uncharacterized. The transcript is spliced from 6 exons. The record is from RefSeq and is a predicted model, not a curated record. Bases 1 to 804 code for a protein of 267 amino acids. Lineage: Eukaryota; Fungi; Ascomycota; Sordariomycetes; Hypocreales; Hypocreaceae.
AUGCUUCCCAAAUUUCUCCAUGGUCCCUCAUUCAUCAGCGGAGCUGCACGGGGAAUCGGAAAGGCUACUGCGUUUGCGUUUGCAAAAUACGGAAGCCCCCAAAUUGCUAUUGCUGACGUUAAUGCGGCCCUGUUAAAGCAAACAGCCCAAGAAUUGAAGGAUGCCUAUCCGGAUGUUGAUGUUUUGCCAAUCGAGUUCGACGCCGCCAAUGCAGACUCCACUGCCAAGGCUGUUAAAACUGCCUCCUCAAAGUUUGGGCGGAUUGACCAUGCGGUAAACAAUGUUGGCAUUCCUGGACCCCUGGCGCCCAGCGCAUCCAUCCCGACGAAGGAUUUCAAGAAUCUUCUUGAUAUCAAUUUGACGAGUAUGUGGAUCGCGCAGAGGGAACAAAUUAAAACUAUGCUUCAACAGGAACCUAUUCAGCAAGAGUUCGGGAAGAUUCGAGGCACAAUUGUAAAUUUAUCGUCUAUUUGGGGCGGAUUUGGCUCCCGAGAUUUCCCUACGAUGACAGCCUAUGUUACAAGUAAGCACGGCAUUAUAGGUCUAACAAAAAGUGAUGCGAACCAAUACGCCUCGGAAAACAUACGGAUCAAUGCUAUUUGCCCAGGUUUUACGAUGACCCCCAUCAUAGGAACCAUUGGUCCAGAAAUGCAAUAUAUUCUUGACCAGGGAAUGCACCGCACAGCAAUGAAAAGAUUUGCUCAGCCUGAAGAGCUCGCUAAUAGCAUCACGUACUUGAGUUCUUGGAUGAGCUCGUUCAUGAGCGGCGAGGCCAUGCUGGUAGAUGGUGGAUUCUCUUCUUAA